Ciona intestinalis (vase tunicate) is the source of this 925-nucleotide messenger RNA. RefSeq names its product S-phase kinase-associated protein 1. The record is from RefSeq and is a predicted model, not a curated record. Lineage: Eukaryota; Metazoa; Chordata; Ascidiacea; Phlebobranchia; Cionidae. Gene Ontology annotation, biological process: ubiquitin-dependent protein catabolic process.
GUCGUUCUUUUUUGUUUAUUUUUACCGAAAUGUCGUUGGAAGGAUUGUGAUUAACCUUUUGGUCGCUCAUACCUAACCUUACAUUUAUUUUACUAGAUAUUAUAUACUAACCUACGUUAAUAGACAAAAUGCCAACCAUUAAAUUACAAAGUCAUGACGGUGAGACGUUCGCAGUGGACGUAGAGAUUGCCAAACAGUCGAUCACCAUAAAGACAAUGUUAGAAGACCUGGGCGUGGAUGAAGACGACGAAGAGGGAGUUCCAUUGCCCAAUGUUAAUGCUGCUAUUCUGAAAAAGGUGAUCCAGUGGUGCACGCAGCACAAGGAUGAUCCUCCUCCACCUGAAGAUGAUGAGAACAAAGAGAAGAGGACUGAUGAUAUUCCAGUGUGGGAUCAAGAGUUUCUUAAAGUAGAUCAAGGCACUCUCUUUGAGUUGAUUUUGGCUGCAAACUAUCUUGAUAUAAAAGGGCUGCUUGAUGUUACUUGUAAAACAGUGGCAAAUAUGAUCAAAGGCAAAACACCAGAUGAGAUCCGGAAGACUUUCAAUAUUAAAAAUGAUUUUACAGAGGAUGAAGAAGCUCAGGUGAAAAAGGAAAACCAGUGGUGUGAGGAGAAAUAGUUGUCUAAACUGUGUUCCCAUAGAAAUAGCAAAUAUACGACUGCUUUAUAAGUUAACUGUGAACAUUUACCCUGCUCCUGCAGUUCCCCAAACGAUUGCAAGCUUGUACCGGCAAUUUCUCUGCGCUGGUGCACAUAAAAAUUACCUUGUACAUAACACAGUGUAUUUUGACAAGUCAAUUUAAUAUCCUACAAUUACCGCAUGUUUUAAAGUCUGCCUGUUCCUGAUUCUGAUGUAGUAUUUCUAUAUCUAUCUAGUGUUGCGUUCAACCUGUUUCUUAAUACAAUAGCUUUUGUUUUAAUAUUGUA